Anopheles maculipalpis is the source of this 1047-nucleotide messenger RNA. RefSeq names its product hybrid signal transduction histidine kinase L (gene MESR3). Gene Ontology annotation, cellular component: nucleus. Bases 9 to 1040 code for a protein of 343 amino acids. NCBI's taxonomy places the organism in Eukaryota, Metazoa, Arthropoda, Insecta, Diptera, Culicidae. The record is from RefSeq and is a predicted model, not a curated record. Gene Ontology annotation, molecular function: RNA polymerase II cis-regulatory region sequence-specific DNA binding; DNA-binding transcription factor activity, RNA polymerase II-specific. Gene Ontology annotation, biological process: regulation of transcription by RNA polymerase II. The transcript is spliced from 3 exons.
UGUUACAGAUGACACACCUCCAGCGGCACCGGUUGGAGUCAGUGAGUGACCACAGUGGUCCGUCCAGCUCGUCGAGCAAAUCGGACAGCUCGGACGGUUCGGCCUCGGAGAUAUGCGAGGUAAUGCAGGAGUGGUCCCUGGACGGUAGUGACCCACAGUCACAUCCGAUGCAGCUGCACCAUCCGAACCUACUCCAUCAUCAGCAUCAUCACCACCAUCACCAUCAUCAUCACCAACAUCAGCACAACAACCAUCAUCGCCAUCAGCCCCAGCACCGUACGCUUCUUACGACUCACGAACAUCAACAUCAUCUUCAGCAUCAGCAGCAGCCACCAAAGCAGCAGCUCAGCUCACCCAACUCGAGCUACACCCAGGAGGACGUUGACGAGCAGGACGUUGACGAUCUCGAGUACAGCAAGCACGACCUCAUCAGCCUGGACAACGGCAUCAUCACGGACUACGAGCGGGCACAGGUCGAGAGCUUCUUCAGUGGACUCGGUACCGAGGUGUACGUCAGCUCAUCGUUGGCCAAUCUGUACGAGCGCGUCGGCAAGGAGGACUGGCGUUUAGUGUUUACCGGGAUUCCGGUACUUCUCCACGACAAGGGCAGCACACGGUCACGCUGCACACCGAGGGUGUCGUUCGUGUUGGCCGAGCGUGGUACGUGCUUUGCCCUCUGGAAGGACACCAUCGACAACCUGUCCGACUAUAAGGUGGCAGCGGCCGCCUUCCAUACAAUGUGUCUAUCGGCAGAUCAUCGGAAAGUGAUCGGGUUCAGCUUCGACUCGAAUCAAGCCGCCAGAGAGAUGUGGGUCCGGGUCGAGGAGCUGACGAGCAAUCCGGAAAACAUUGCCCUAUCGGCACCGGGCCGUAAGCGCAAAACGCAGAAGCGUGCCAAACCGAUCGUGUUGCCACCGAAGUCACAAAUUUCGCAACCGUGCCAGUUCAAUCACGUUACUAGCGUUACGACCGGUGACACGCAGCGUUACUUCAGUCUGCAGGCGUUCGUUUCGGCACCGGUAAAGCAUCGAAGUCCUUAGAGAGAAA